AUGGCUCUCCAAGCCCAAUGGAGCCUCGAUGCCACCACGACAUCCGUCGCGUCGUUCUCUCAAGACUUGGUGCGGGCCAUGACCACCGACAAUGUACAGCCCCUGGCCCUACUCGCCUGCGAGCGUUUCGGCGCUACUCUCGCCAUUUCGCCCGAUACUUGCCGCAGGAUUGAGCGUUCCGUCCUGCCACCCUGCGAGACCCGAGCGGUCAAGUUCCUCAAAUCUGUCGCGGUUCUUGGCACUCGCGGCGGCCCUAGAAACGAGCAUGGACUCCUUCAACGCCGCAACGGCUAUAUAUUCGAUGAUGAGGGCUACUGCCACCGACUCAUCAUCAAUCCCGCCACUAGGUCAAGUACAUAA
Parascedosporium putredinis is the source of this 360-nucleotide messenger RNA. The record is from the annotation of a GenBank genome assembly. Lineage: Eukaryota; Fungi; Ascomycota; Sordariomycetes; Microascales; Microascaceae.